Messenger RNA from Hirundo rustica (Barn swallow), 1744 nucleotides. It is a transcript of the gene TBP, whose product is annotated as TATA-box binding protein. The record is from RefSeq and is a predicted model, not a curated record. Gene Ontology annotation, molecular function: RNA polymerase II general transcription initiation factor activity; DNA binding. The transcript has 8 exons. Gene Ontology annotation, biological process: DNA-templated transcription initiation. Lineage: Eukaryota; Metazoa; Chordata; Aves; Passeriformes; Hirundinidae. The coding region runs from base 251 to 1159 and encodes 302 amino acids.
GGGGCGGGGCGCGGCCGGGCUCCGGCGGGCGCUGAGCGCGGCGGGAGCGGAGCGAGCGCCAGGCUUUGGUUAGUGUUUUAGACUCAUAACAUAUUCCUCUGAAGCUGAUGUUUUCCUAACACUUUCAGCUUGGCUUUAAAAGCUACUUCACUGGAAUGUUUUAAAUGGUUAAAAAACCUCUAGGAUUUGAAGUUUAUUUAAAUUAAUUGAAGGAAACACUUCUGGCCUCACCAAAGAAAUAACUGGAAUCAUGGAUCAGAACAACAGUUUGCCACCCUAUGCUCAAGGCUUAGCCUCCCCUCAGGGUGCAAUGACUCCAGGAAUUCCAAUAUUCAGCCCAAUGAUGCCAUAUGGCACAGGACUGACGCCACAGCCUGUCCAGAGCACCAACAGUCUGUCCAUACUGGAGGAGCAGCAGCGGCAGCAGCAGCAGCAGCAAGCAGCACAGCAAUCCACGUCACAGCAAGCGACACAGGGAACAUCUGGUCAAACCCCCCAGCUCUUCCAUUCACAGACUCUUACCACAGCCCCUUUACCAGGAACCACCCCUCUGUACCCCUCUCCAAUGACUCCAAUGACUCCCAUAACUCCUGCUACACCGGCAUCAGAGAGCUCUGGCAUAGUGCCACAACUACAGAAUAUUGUGUCCACAGUGAAUCUUGGUUGCAAACUUGACCUAAAAACUAUUGCACUUCGUGCCCGAAAUGCUGAAUAUAAUCCCAAGCGUUUUGCUGCUGUUAUUAUGAGAAUAAGAGAACCACGUACUACUGCACUGAUAUUCAGCUCUGGAAAAAUGGUGUGCACAGGAGCAAAAAGUGAGGAGCAAUCUAGAUUGGCAGCAAGGAAGUACGCAAGAGUUGUUCAGAAACUGGGUUUUCCUGCAAAAUUUUUGGAUUUUAAAAUUCAGAAUAUGGUGGGCAGCUGUGAUGUGAAAUUUCCCAUCAGACUGGAAGGAUUGGUACUCACACACCAGCAGUUCAGCAGCUACGAGCCAGAGUUGUUUCCUGGCUUAAUCUACAGAAUGAUUAAGCCAAGAAUUGUUCUGCUUAUUUUUGUUUCUGGAAAAGUGGUUUUAACUGGUGCUAAAGUACGAGCAGAAAUCUAUGAAGCAUUUGAAAACAUCUAUCCUAUUUUAAAGGGAUUCAGAAAGACAACGUAACAGUUUCUACACAUUUCAGAGAAAUCAGGGGUAUAUUUUAAAAGGUAUUGUGUAUGGCACAGCAGUAACAAGAAAUGGACUUCCAGUGCAACUGCAACACCAGGACUUGGACUAUUUCCCAGUUAGUGCCUACUUCCCUGAUGCUCAAGGGGAACUGUAUUCUUGAAUAUGUCUACUGAGUUACUGUGAGUUGCUUUACUGGGCUGUUCCUGGAGCAGCCCCUCCAACUUUUAUUUAUAUUCUAGCUUUUAAAUAGUUUUAAUGCCAGUUCUAUUAAUAGAAAAACUGUAAGUUGGUUUAAAGACAAAUGCAACUGUGUCACUCAGUGUAUAAACCACUUAAAUUGCCAUGUAUAUAUGUUUUAAGUUCCUUCCAUAAGACCAUGGUUUUUAUAAUUUUCAGAACUUUAGCUUUUAAAUUUUUUCAGUUUUAAAUUUCUUUGAUGCCAGACACAUUCCCUCUUUCCAGUAUUAAGCAAGAUAGAAUAAAUUUAUUAAUUAAAAUGGCUCACUGUACAUAUAUAUAUAAUAUAUACUUCUCUUUCCUUCUUCAGCUCCACAUGUACAAUAAACCCUGUUUAUACAA